AUGACACCAUAUUUAUGCAUAGGGGUAGCUCGUGUCCGUGAUAAUGUGUGGGUUAUACAAACAGAAGUGAUGCACUUCAAUAUGGAUGCAGGAUGUGUGAUCUCCAAUGUCUGUGUCGUUAGAACUUACGAGAAUGCAUGGGCUAUGGAAGAAUGGUGUGUUAUCCGUUUAGUGAUGGAUGGGGAAUAUGUUGAUGAAGAAAUGAUAGUGAGCAUUGUCUCUGGGGCUACACUAUCUAUCAUAUUGAUCUUAGUUACAUUCAUGCGUAGGUACACAGUUUCAGUGUCAGAAGCUGCAGAGGAAGCAGGAUCUGUAACCUUACCUAGGGAGGGCCCAGAAUUUUCUUUUGCACUGAACUGGGCUCUUGCUGGAAGAGGUGUAAUAGUAAAGGAUAAGGUACUUCAUAACUUGGAUUCCUCCGAGCUUCAAAAGAAUGGUGCAACUAGAUUAGAAAGCUUGUCUGGUAUUCCACUUCACGUGAGAGGAAAUGCUGUGGAGGGAGCUUCUAAAAUUUCAAGGGCACAAUUUGCUGAACUUUUAAAACAGGUUACCUCUCAUAUUUCUUCGGUAUCUAAUGUAUUUGUUCAAGAUGGGGCUGUUGCUUCUGCUGGAAAAUGUGAUGCAAAGGUUCGUGUCAUAAGUGAUAGUCCCUCUGCAAUACUGUCACUUUCCCAUAUCCUCUGGGAAACACCUAGCAGAGCAGUUUCCCAUGACUCUUGCCCCUUAACAGUCUAUGUUGCUAGCAAUAUCAGUCCAAGAAUCAGUCAGGCUUUUGGUCUUGCAACACAAGCCUCUACUGGAUUUGCAGCAGCCGACAUAGAGCGUUCAUCCCUCAUUUUGUGUGGUAGAGCUUUCGCUGAUGCUAAUGCUAUCAGAGAUGCCUUAGCUGCUUUGGCUGCUCCUUUAAUAUCUGCAAGGGGAGGCCUUCCACUUGCUGCCAGGCUCCUUGAGGCUGGUGAUUCUAUGAUUCUUUUGUUUGCUUCGGAAGACACUAUUCGGACCUGUUCUGAUCUUUGUCAGGCAUUGGUGACUCAAGAUGCUGGAGUUGUUUUGAGUUCUGAUAGUGUGCUUCCCUUUUUCAGAACUAAAGGUCCUGCAAAAAAGCUGCUAAAGAAACCUGCUUCUGUGAUCAUUGCUUCCGCUGACAGCACCGGUGCAAUUCCAUUGGUAUCGAAGCUGUCUCCAGGACAAGCCGCUUAUCACUUUUUGGCAGGCUAUCAGGAUGGAAAAUUCUUGCCUGCUUUCAGCAGAGGUCCUUCGCCUCUUGAUCCGCUAGCACUUGCCAUUGCCCUAUUGUCACAUUUAAAGAAUAAUGAGAUCUCGUCCUUCUUGAUCAAUGUUAACAGUGGUGGAAAGCAUAUAACUGGUGAGGAGAUUAUUAGACUUGCUUCAGUCACUUUAUCCGAUAAAGCGCCAGAGGGCAAAACAGGGAUUGUUGAUUCCAAAGUUAGAGAUCUCAAGGGGAAGUACAGGAGUUUUUUAUCUAGUAAGUUUCAGGAGCUGCCUGAAGAGUUCACAUUUUGACUAGUGCUUCUCAUCUCGGCAAGCACAGUCCUAUGAUGUCUAUUUUGUGCUGUAAGCCUUCGAAAACAAAGCUGGUCCCGUAUUUAUGGAUGCUAUCUUGUAACGGCAUCGCCAGUUAGUAGAAUUUUCAUCCGUUUGAUUCUCGUGACAGGCAUCUAUGGCUAUCCUCUUGAUGGUAUCACUAGAGUCUGUGGUUAUUGGCUAAAUUGUACUUAAAUGCCCUAUAAUUUCAUCAAUGCUGUAAUUAAGUGACCGCUAUUUUCAAACCGAGCAAAUAAAUGCCUCGUAGUAUUUAAAUGUUACAGAUAAAUGCCUAAAGCUUCAAAUUAUCA
Asparagus officinalis (garden asparagus) is the source of this 1856-nucleotide messenger RNA. RefSeq lists its product as uncharacterized. Bases 1 to 1524 code for a protein of 507 amino acids. NCBI's taxonomy places the organism in Eukaryota, Viridiplantae, Streptophyta, Magnoliopsida, Asparagales, Asparagaceae. The transcript is spliced from 12 exons. The record is from RefSeq and is a predicted model, not a curated record. Gene Ontology annotation, molecular function: ATP binding; phosphoenolpyruvate carboxykinase (ATP) activity. Gene Ontology annotation, biological process: gluconeogenesis. Gene Ontology annotation, cellular component: cytosol.